CGCAGCCGUGGUGAGCAUAACAAUGUGACUUAGUUUCCGUAGCAGGAGAAUCAAAUCCCGAAUGUGUUUGCAUCCAAGGCGUGUCCACGACCACUGGAUCCAAAUGCCCGCUCCCAAAAAUAUAAACUUAUCUAUCAACUUAUUAAUAUUGCACCGAUGGUUGAGUGAACCGUAGUACAAGUUCAUACAUUUUAACUAAUAUGUACAUUUACGAAGAUUCACAUUUUAUAUGAACGUAAGAGCGUGAUUAUUGGGAGGUUUUUAGGGUGUGGUUCUUAGCCGAAUAUAAUAAUCUGUUUCUGAACUUUUAAUUAAAAAAGCUAAGAACUAUCUCUUAAAACUUUUAUUUAAAAGCCGAUUCUUAGUUUUUAGUUAAAAAUUAAGAGACAUGUUCUUAUAUUCUGUUAAGAGCCUCAUCUUAAGAACCCUCCAAUAAUGAUGCUAUUAGAGAUGCCACUUUCACUUUAUCUUUUCCCUAUAGAGACUUCAAAACAUUAAGUAGAAGUUGUUGUUAAUAGAAAUUAUUACUGCAAUUGUGCUGCGGCCACGUGGUAUUAAGUGUGAACAUAUAGCAACUUGAUGACAAUUUUAUUACUUUCUUCCCUUUUUUUAAAGAUCGACUAGAGCAUGUCCCAUUCUCUAUUUAUUCCCCCGUAGGAAGAUAUCUUCUCUAUAUAUGCAGACAAACACACAUAAAUUCAUAUACACUCAUACAUCUAUUUCUUAUAGUCUUAAGAAGAUCAUGAGCUCCGAGGGGCUAAAGCCGUUUAAGAAGAAAGAAGGGACUGUGAUCCCCAAGAAGAGAGAGUUGGUGAAGACAAAAAUCCUCAAAGCCAUUCUCUCUUUCUUCCGUCGCUCUGACAGCAAAAAAAGUUCUGAGGCUACGGGUGACGGUGCCAGAAAGCGCGUGUAUCCCACUCGCCAAUGACCGCUCGUUUACCGUGGAGUUGAAGAUAGUUACUAUCAUGAUCUUUUAUGGGUUCAUCUCCUCUGUUUCAUUUGUUAUAGUAUAUUUAAGUAGAAGGAAGCUUAAUUAGCCUUGUUGAAGACUAUCUGUUUCUUUAUAUUCGAGGUUUGGUUUCUCCGUCUCGAUAAAGGGAAAUAUUUCAUGAAUGAUGAAUUAAUAUGUUUAGUCCUCUUCUUGUGUAAAACCCAUUCAUAUAUGAUGAGCAUGAGGCGUUGUGAUUCGUUA
Molecule: messenger RNA, 1192 nt
Organism: Brassica napus (rape)
Lineage: Eukaryota; Viridiplantae; Streptophyta; Magnoliopsida; Brassicales; Brassicaceae
Exons: 1
Coding region: 677-928 (83 amino acids)
Source: RefSeq, a predicted model, not a curated record